This is a messenger RNA of Drosophila kikkawai, 618 nucleotides long. RefSeq lists its product as uncharacterized. NCBI's taxonomy places the organism in Eukaryota, Metazoa, Arthropoda, Insecta, Diptera, Drosophilidae. The record is from RefSeq and is a predicted model, not a curated record.
AACCUAUUUGUUUACGUUUACUAAUUAUUUACUAUUCCCCUGGCCAAAAAAUGGAUGUCAUAAAAGAAAUAAAUGACAAAUAUAUGGCCCUCGAGGCGGAGAUUGAUCAGAAAUUGGAGAAAGUCCAAAUUGAGGAACUGAAACUGGAACGUCAAAAUGAAAAGCUGGCCGAGAGUUCGAACCUACAUCCACCUGCACCCAAGGUUUUGUCCUAUGAAGAAGCUCUCCUGAGAAAUUCCAACACCUUGAAGGCUCUGGAGAUAGCCAAGGCCCGCCUGAGAUCCCGUUCUACAUAUUCUCCCGUGGAAAAACUGCUUCAGCAGGCUCUGGACAACUACAGAAAGGAACUGGAGAGCCUGCAGGAGGUCAAAGGGAAGUCGCAGGAAGUUCAAGAGGAUCACGAGGAGGACAACCUGUACGAUCUGGUCAUGCAGAAUGUGAUUGAGGCCAAGAAGCAGCAGCAGCAGCAGCAGGCCAAGAGUGCAGAGCUCUAGGUUAUAUUUCCUUGGCAACCCAUUAAUGAUAAUAUAUAGUCUAUAUGGAAUGGUAUUUGCUGUACGCUCUGUGUCUGGUGUCUCAGGUGUCCAGCUGAAUAAACACACUCCAUAUGCACACGCA